UUUUGUCUCUGGUUCUGGGACCUUUAUCUUCUGACCCACAGGCUUGGCUUUGCCCUUAUCUUCUUCUUUGUGGUGAAGAGCAGUCUUCCCCAGGCUCCCCUUUGCCACAGCUUUAUCUUCUCUGCACCUCGACUUCGAAGAUGGAAGGGGAAGGGGUUCAACCCCUGGAUGAGAAUCUGGAAAAUGGAUCAAGGCCAAGAUUCAAGUGGAAGAAGAUGCUAAGGCUGGUGGUCUCUGGGAUCAAGGGAGCGGGGGUGUUCCUGUGCUUCAUCUAUGUGUGCCUGCAACUCUCUUCAUCUCCGGAGAAGUACCCUACAACCCAAAGACUCAGAGCACCAAUUACCAGAUGUGAAAAUGGGAGACUAUUCAUCAGCUUAUCCAAGACUGAGUAUCAAACCAUGGAGGUGCAGAAUAAUUCAGUCAUCAUCAACUGCGACGGGCUUUAUCUCGUCUACCUGAAGGGCUCCUUUUUCCAGGAGGUCAAGAUCAACCUUCAUUUCCGGAAGGAUCAAAAUCCAAUCUCUAUGCCAAUGCUAAACAAUGGUCAAAGAGUUGUCUUCACUGUGGUGACCUCUUUGGGCUUCAAAGAUAUAGUUUACCUGACUGUAAAUGCUACUGAUACUCCCUGCGAACAUCUCCAGAUAAAUGAUGGGGAACUGAUUGUUGUCCAGCUAACCCCCAGUAGAUACUGUGCUCCUGAAGGAUCUUACCAUAUCGCCGUGAACCAAGGACCACUGUGAAUCCCACUCUGAGGAUGGACGGGACACAGGUUCUUUCUUAUGAGAGAUGAGUCCAUCCUGCUCAACUCUAUGAGAUGUCACCGAAUGCAGAUCCUCCCCUACUUCCUCACUCAGGGAUAUUUAAAUCUCAUGUCUUAUGUAACAGUUGACCUCUCAUUCCCAGGACUGCCUUGAGUCUGCUAAGAGCUCUAUUGGGAAUGAAAAAGAUAAAUGUCUCUUCAAGUUACAUUGUUUCUGUUGGUCAGAACAUCAUUGUAAUAAACAUCUGUCACUGAAAAUGGCACUUGAUUACUAUCUUCUAGAAUUUUGACAUUGUCAAAAGAAAGAGCAAAGAAUGGGGCUGUGAGUCUGGAAAGGGUGGUGUCUAGCAGCCAGUAGGAGCUGGCGUGCUCUAUCCAAGGUUAAGGUGAUCAAAGUUUACAUGUUGCCUAAAACUGUCUCUCAUCUCAUGGGAGCUCAGAAAGAAGAUCAGCCCGUGGAAACCAGGACUUGAGGACAACUGUUUAAGCAAUGAGGUGCACUCUGAGCUUCUCUCAUUAUCUCUCUUCUUUCCUGGCCUCCGAGUAUAUGUAAUAGGAAAACUUCCUUCAAAGAGCUAGCUAGGGACUAUGAUACCACAGAUGUACCACAUCAGUGAUGUAAAGAAAACCAGUAGAGCUUUGUUUUCUUUG
Grammomys surdaster is the source of this 1411-nucleotide messenger RNA. It is a transcript of the gene Tnfsf4, whose product is annotated as TNF superfamily member 4. Gene Ontology annotation, biological process: immune response. The transcript is spliced from 3 exons. Lineage: Eukaryota; Metazoa; Chordata; Mammalia; Rodentia; Muridae. The record is from RefSeq and is a predicted model, not a curated record. Gene Ontology annotation, molecular function: tumor necrosis factor receptor binding; cytokine activity. The coding region runs from base 141 to 740 and encodes 199 amino acids. Gene Ontology annotation, cellular component: membrane.